Zingiber officinale is the source of this 765-nucleotide messenger RNA. RefSeq names its product multiprotein-bridging factor 1b-like. Gene Ontology annotation, cellular component: nucleus. The transcript has 4 exons. Gene Ontology annotation, molecular function: DNA binding. The record is from RefSeq and is a predicted model, not a curated record. NCBI's taxonomy places the organism in Eukaryota, Viridiplantae, Streptophyta, Magnoliopsida, Zingiberales, Zingiberaceae. The coding region runs from base 79 to 507 and encodes 142 amino acids.
CAACAAUUCCCAUUUUCGUCGGCUUUUCUUUGUAACCCUAAUCCUUCUCGGUCGCUAACGAGGGUGAAGAUUGGAUCGAUGGCAGGGAAUGGACCGAUCUCCCAGGACUGGGAGCCCGUCGUGCUCCGCAAGAAGGCUCCCACCGCCGCCGCAAAGAAGGACGAGAAGGCCGUCAACGCCGCCCGUCGCAGCGGUGCUGAGAUCGAGACCAUCAAGAAGUUUAAUGCUGGUUCGAACAAGGCUUCCUCUAGUAGCACGUCCCUAAACACAAGGAAACUUGACGAGGAAACAGAGAAUCUUACUCAUGAGCGAGUAUCAACUGAACUGAAGAAGAAUCUCAUGCAAGCUCGACUUGAAAAGAAGCUUACCCAGGCUCAACUUGCACAGCUAAUCAACGAGAAGCCCCAAAUUAUCCAAGAAUAUGAGUCUGGAAAGGCUAUUCCAAACCAACAGAUAAUUAUCAAACUGGAAAGGGUGCUUGGGACAAAACUCCGAGGUAAAAAAUAAUUAUAGCCCAGCAUUUGACUACCCGUCAGCACGAUGUUUAAUAUGCAGCAUGCAAGUUUUGCAUGUCAAAUGCACGUGGACUCGUCUUUCGCAUGUUCAACUCCCUUGGCAUUUGGUAGCUUUCCCUGUAUUUUGACCCAAGUUUCCAAUGCUAUAGUAAGUUUCAUGACUGUAAUUUUCGUUUUUUAUUUGGUGUUGAUACUCUUUUUGAACCAAUAAGAAAUGUGAUGUGGUGAUGGGGCUCAAAGUCUUUCUGCA